Molecule: messenger RNA, 2382 nt
Organism: Geodia barretti
Lineage: Eukaryota; Metazoa; Porifera; Demospongiae; Tetractinellida; Geodiidae
Source: the annotation of a GenBank genome assembly
AAUGCACUUGUGUCUUCUGGAUCAAGGGGAGGGAACAGGGGCAAUUUCUGUGGGCCACACUGUCCAAGUGGAAGCAAUGUCAGGCAUGAACACUCGGAGUGUGCAGCGUGCAUUAAAUAGCAUCAUGGGACCUACUGCAGAGGCCAUGGCAAACGGAUUGCAAGAGCCAGCAAUGCGCAUUGGGGCAGAGUUCCAAGUUGCCAUUCCAGACAUGUCUGAGUUCCAUUCCACCACUGACCCCGAUUCCAUGUCGCAGGGAUCCGGUUCCAUUCUUGUGUGGACUCCGAACCCAAACCUCAAGACAGAAUAUUUGGAUGGUUAUCUGAAAGUUGCCAAGGAACAAUUUGGUUACGGAAUGGAGCAAGCACUGGGUCUGCUGUAUUGGCACAAAUACAACAUUGAGAAGGCGGUUGAAGAUCUGUCCAAUUUCUGCCCCAUACAAGAGGAGUGGAAUAUGGAAGAUAAGGUCACGUUUGAACAGGCUUUCCAGUACCACGGCAAGAACUUCCAGAGAAUAAGAACCAUGCUCCCGGAGAAGCCAAUUAGUGGUCUGGUUAAGUACUACUAUCUGUGGAAGAGAAGCUAUUCCCAGUACAGUCUCAUGGACAAACAUGCCAAGAAGAACGGCCGGCGCAUUGUCAGCUCAGGUCAACUGCCCAACAAUGACGAUGCGGACAGCACAGGAAGUUGGUCGACCAAUGACACUCUACCAUUUUCCCAGCCCACCACAGUGCUGCUCUCCAGUAAAGGAAAACAACUGCCUAGAGGCAUUCACCUGCAUACUACUGAGCUGGUGGCGGUGUCUAGCGAUGUGGAGAGAGGGGCAGAUAAGACAGCUGGACAAAGAGAUCAAGAACUUGAAAGAAAGGAUCCAGACCUGCAAGCAGUCGGUGAGCGGGAAAGUCAGUCCAGACAACGUCGAGCACCUUCGUCCCCAAGAGUAUUCGAGGAAGAUGCCAUUAGGGGAAGCACCAGGUGGAGCAGGAGGUGGUGGUGGUGGAUCUGGGACUUGCAAAUGGAGCGAGGAAGAGAUCGAGAUUGCUCUGGACGUGGUUAGGAAGAACGGCAAAAACUACGAGGCUUUGGCCAACUCUCUGGAUGACAAGACGGUGGCCCAGUGCCGCAACUUCUUCACCAAUUACAAGAGAAAACUCAAUUUGCCCCGCAUCAUUGCCGAAUAUGAGACAAGAACUGGUAGGAAACACUCUCGCUACGUCAGAGGAGCAACUGACUACAUCAAUGACGACCAGGGACCUCUCGGAGACGACCAAGAAGAGGGGAUGUUACCACGGAUGGGCAGGAUGGGCGGAGGUCACGAUCCUCAGCCAAAGAGGAUAAGACUCAUGUGCGGUAGCAUGAUGGACUAGCUUCCUACAACAUACAUUCUCCACGUGAAGAAAUGUCACGAUUCUUCGCUAGAACUUUCCUUCACAAUUGAUCUCUUUUCACAAUCCACUGUUUCCCUGUGUUAAUGUUUUCAUUGCUUUUUCUCAUUAUACUUGAAGGUCAUUAUCACAAUUAACACAUCCUGAAAAUUUAGACCUGUUACCAACACAGCUGUUUCGUUUGAUGGUUGUUCAUCGUUUUUCACAAUGCAGUUAAUUUUCAUCAUUAUAACAUGCUGUUUACUUGGGCAAAAUAAUUUCCAAGUGCUAAAAAGUAAUACACAAUUAAUACACUGCAAAAUAUGACGUAGUGGCGAUGUAAUCUUAAUUAAGUCUCUGGUGUUUCAGGUUUAGCAGGAGUUUCAGGUUUAACAGGAGUUUCAGGUUUGGCAGGAGUUUCAGGUUUAACAGGAAUUUCAGGUUUAGCGGUCAGUCUAGUUUUCGUCUUCACUGGUUGGCAGAGUAGGUCAGCUCUGAGGAGAGUGUUCAAGAGUGGGCAAGAGAAACAAUGGUGGGAGAGAAAGAGGUAUAAUAAGACUAGGCAGAGAAACAAAGAUGGAAGUACAUCCUCUGUAAAAGGACCCUCGAUAGAAGGACAGAAAACUAUUACUUUCUCUGUUAAAAAGUAGUGAACUACUUGUCUUUGCCCCAUACUAUAUACCUCUGAGGAAGGGACUCCUCUGAAUAAAGGACAUUUUACAAUCUCCCCCGGGUGCCCUUAUUUAGAGAUAUCACCGUUGUUUAGUAAAGAGCCAGAAAUUGGUGACAUUAUAAGUAUAAUGGAGGGAGUUAUAAACUAUGGAGAGGGAGUGUAAAGGUCUACACUCCCUCUGCUGAAGGUGGAAAGAGAAAGGGGUCUGAGAAAAGAGAGAGAGGGAGGGAGGGAGGGAGGGAGAGAGAGGAGUUUACAUUCUCUGCUGGAGGUGGAAAGGGAGGAGAUAGAGUUGUGCAUGGGCCUUAAUCAGAGCAAUGAUACACAGCUGCUCCAGAGUUGGAA